GCAAGAGAAAAAUGCAGAAUGCUCCUGAAAGAAUUAAAUACAUGAGCUUAGAGAAAUGUUGAGAAGUAAAUGGUGCAAAGACUGGGUUAAAUUAAAGGGCUGUGCAAGUCAACCCUCCCAACUCCCAAGGCUACUGUGGCCAUAAAUGGAUCAUGGCCACCACAAAAAAUAAUUGAUUCAAACCCCAAUAUCACCAUGAUGUUCAUUAUUAUAAGCAUCAAGUUACUGGGAGUGAGAGGCUGCAAGAAGGGCAGCACCAAAUCCUGAACCAUCAUUGGAAUGCUCAACGAUGAUACUUUCUGAGACAUCUUCACCAACCAAUUCUUUAACGCUAUUCUCUAGGCACUUGCUAUACUCAAUGUAGUGCUCAUAUACAGUGUUUGCUUCCAACCACAUUGAGAUCAGCAGACGAAUCAUGAUGCAUUGCAGACAUGUCAGUGUUGAUGGUAAUGAGACAAUUUUCACACAACAUCGGUAUUAUAAGAAGCACAACACUAGGAGGUCAUGCAAGAACGUUUAGUGUUUUGCUUAAAUAGACCUUUUCUUUUCAGAAGUUUAGAGAAAACAGUGAAAGCAGAAAAUAUGAUGUUACUUUCACUGUUGUUUUCUGCACAAACUGUUGAAAAAAGAUAAAGAACGUCAAAUCAAACUACUCGUGAGUAUAUGGACGAUUCAGUGAAUGCUCCCAAGUUUUCAUCAUCUUCUAUAUUGUCUACCAGUGAAUGGUGUGAUGAUAUUUGUCUUGGAUUUGGUCUCUUAAUACGUGGCAUGGUUCUCAUGGAUUCUUGUGACAGGUGCUUUUUCAGAAAUCAAAGGUUCAAGUACUUGUGUUGUUUCAGUCCAUAAGUAGAAGCUUGUUCAUAAAAAGAGGCAAACAAAGGAAGAACACGAUUGCAAGCAAGAUGUGGCAAAGAAGCCACGGGUCUUCGGAGGAGAGGAAACUGGAGCUCAGGCUUGGUCCACCUAGUGAAGAUUCUCUCAAUGAAAGCAUCAAAAAAUGCAUCACAGAAAGAAACGAAUCACCACUUUCUCUUGGUUACUUCUCAACUCACGAAAUUUCCGCUUCUGACAAACCAGGUCCAGGUGGGGCUAUGGUGCCCACUGCAUGGAGUUCCGCAUCUUACCACCAACACCAAGCUAAACCAUCAUAUUUUCAACUCCAAUCAAGGCCACAAAACGUGUUAAUGAUGAGAAAGGAAGUGCCACAACUUUGUUGUGUAGAGAACAAGACAUUCUCACCCUCUUCUGCAGAAGCAGCCGUGUCCACAAGCAGAACUGCUUCGGGUGCAGUAGUGGGUUGGCCUCCAAUUCGUUCCUUCAGGAAGAACAUUGCAAGUGGAAGCUCUUCAAAGCUGCAUACUGGGUCCCAACAAUAUCAACAUUUUGUUCCAGACAACGUUGCUAGCCAAAAACCUACUCACAACUGUGGCAAAGGCUUGUUUGUAAAGAUCAAUAUGGAUGGUGUUCCUAUAGGAAGAAAACUGAACAUCAAUGCUUAUGACAGCUAUGAAAAACUUUCCUCUGGUGUUGAUGAGCUCUUUAGAGGCCUACUUGCAGAGAUGAAGUUGUCUCAUAUUGCCUCUUCCCACUGUUGUUCUGCACAAAGAGAUUCCUGUGCUGGUGGAAUUCAAAACAAGGGAGAGGAAGAGAAAGAGAAAGCCAAUACAAGUUUUCUGGUUGGAAGUGGAGAAUAUACUCUUGUUUAUGAGGAUAAUGAAGGAGACAAAAUGCUUGUUGGAGAUGUACCUUGGCACAUGUUUGUGUCCACAGUGAAGAGGCUGAGGGUGUUGAAAAGUUCUGAUCUUCCUGCAUUUACACUUAGUAGUAAGCAAUAGUCACACUACUUGAUUUGGCAAUGAAGAAAGAAGCAGUUUGGAGCAUUCUUCCAUUCUGAAACUCGAAGGCUAAAGAGUGUUUUUAUUUGAAAUUUUAGUUUCUUUUUCAACGUUGAAUAUUAGGCAAUGAAAUGUUCAAUUAAUAAGCAAUGUUUGUACGAAGGAAUGUACCUUGUUUUUACUGAAGUUUUGAUUUGUUUCUGCACUUUACAGUAGUGCAAGGAUAAA
Vigna angularis (adzuki bean) is the source of this 2063-nucleotide messenger RNA. RefSeq names its product auxin-responsive protein IAA2. Lineage: Eukaryota; Viridiplantae; Streptophyta; Magnoliopsida; Fabales; Fabaceae. The record is from RefSeq and is a predicted model, not a curated record. Bases 903 to 1835 code for a protein of 310 amino acids. The transcript is spliced from 6 exons. Gene Ontology annotation, biological process: regulation of DNA-templated transcription. Gene Ontology annotation, cellular component: nucleus. Gene Ontology annotation, molecular function: protein binding.